UAAUAACACAAGGGACGUACGGUUCUUAGAGACACGUGUAACCAAAUUAGAGGAGAGAGGAGAAGUGUCUUCGUUCGUUGUUUGCUUCUGUUCUUUCUCAUUCCCUCUCGAUUCAAGUCUGAAUCGCCAACUUUGCUUCGAAUUCAACCAUCUCUCACCUUUCCUUGCAAUCAAGUCUCCAACGAAAUCAAUCUCUCUGCGCAAUUCUCACUCUUUUGGAUUGGUGGAGGUCAGCUUUGCGUGUGGCCUGGUGGUUUGAGACAUUUUUGCCUCAGGAAACGAUAGAGGUGAAGCAUGACCAGAUGGGAACUUGCCGUACGGGAGAGAGGACGAUGGUGAAAGCGAAGUGUUUGUUAAGUAUAAUUGAAUGCUGCAUGGGAAGAAGAAGAAAAGAGGCCAAACAAAUGAGAAAACUCUGACGAUUAAGUUCCUAAAGAAGUACAUUUACUAUGCCAAGCAUCGAAUUCAGCCAGCUCACUGAUGAAGUUAGACACUGAACUUAAACAUGCAGCUUUACAUAUUUUAUAUCUAUUAAAUCCGACACAGAGGCUGCAUCUUUUAUUGAUUCAUUGAGCAAGAAAAAUUGGAAUUUGACUUACAUAUUGAAUACUCAUCAUCACUGAUAUAACAAGACUAGCAAAAGAUCAAAUGGUCGCCACCAUGAUCACAACUAUAUUCCAAGGCUCCGUCUCCGUCCUCAUCUUCACCAACACGGCCAACUUCCUAAGGAGCCUCAAGUCGUAUGUGAGGGAGGAAGAUACGGCUGUGAUCUUGAAGCUUGGUGGUGGGCUCUGUGUUGUGAUCUUUUGUUUUGAUUGGGUUGUGCUUGUGUUGGCUUUCUUCUUGAAGUAUUACGCUUAUGUUGAGCGUGGUGGAGAUAGAAGCGUUGCGGUGAAGAGGAGUGGUAAGGUGCAGAGUGAUGAGAAUCCUAAGGAUUGGCUAUGGCUUUUCCAAGUUUGAAGUUUAGUGUCUUCUUGUGUUGUUGAGAGCUAUAUCAGUAUCAAAUGUUGUCUUUUGAUCUGUUUCUUUUGAUUUGUUCAUUUGUUGUUUGUUGUAUCUGUCAUUGUUGGCAAUGAUUGGCUACAUAUAUAUUAUAUGUGUUUCCUAUGGAUUGUUCUUUACUCAUUGUUAUAUAUUAUAUGUGUUUCCUA
Molecule: messenger RNA, 1151 nt
Organism: Brassica napus (rape)
Lineage: Eukaryota; Viridiplantae; Streptophyta; Magnoliopsida; Brassicales; Brassicaceae
Exons: 3
Coding region: 649-960 (103 amino acids)
Source: RefSeq, a predicted model, not a curated record